AUGCCAUCCAAGGCUCAGUCAUUGGAGCCCUGUGCAUUCUGCAACAUCAUUGAGGGAACUGAGCCUAGCUACAAGAUAUACGAGACUGAUUAUGUUGUGGGAUUCUUAGAUAUACAACCCGCACGACGAGGCCACGUCCUUAUCAUCCCGAAGGUCCAUAUCGAGUUGUUUUCCCAACUACCGGAGAAGUACGCAGCUGCUUUGGGCGAUGCCCUAGUUAAAGUUUCAAAGGCUUUGACAUUAGCUCUUGAUAACCAGGCAUUGACAGUAACUUUGAAUCAAGUCUACGCUCAGGUUGUUCCUCAUGCUCAUUUCCACAUUGUUCCCGCCCCUGACUUUCGGAGUACCUCCACUUCGGCUCGGGUUGGCAACAACAAGGUUGAAGUAUUCCCAGGGCGACAUCAACUGGAUGAUGACGAUGCGAUUGAAGUGGCGAAAAUGAUUAAAUCGCGCUUGUGA
Messenger RNA from Cantharellus anzutake, 459 nucleotides. Its product is annotated as HIT-like domain-containing protein. Bases 1 to 459 code for a protein of 152 amino acids. Gene Ontology annotation, biological process: nucleotide metabolic process. Gene Ontology annotation, molecular function: catalytic activity. The record is from RefSeq and is a predicted model, not a curated record. The transcript has 4 exons. Lineage: Eukaryota; Fungi; Basidiomycota; Agaricomycetes; Cantharellales; Hydnaceae.